Zeugodacus cucurbitae (melon fly) is the source of this 3398-nucleotide messenger RNA. RefSeq lists its product as uncharacterized. The record is from RefSeq and is a predicted model, not a curated record. The transcript is spliced from 2 exons. The coding region runs from base 2406 to 3239 and encodes 277 amino acids. Lineage: Eukaryota; Metazoa; Arthropoda; Insecta; Diptera; Tephritidae.
UCCCUUUUUGUUUUUUUUUUUUUAAUAUUUUGUUUUAAUUUUUUUGUAUUUUUCAAAUUCUUAAUUUUUUUGGUUUUUAUUUAAAAUUAUUACGUACUUGAAUCUCAACUUGAUGUUGGUGGCAAAACUACAGCUUCUUCAGAAAAACUAAAUGUUUUUAAUAACAUUUCUUCGUUACCAAUAGGUAUAAAUGCAUGACACUUUUGGGUACCAUUGAUUCUUUUUGCUGAAGAAAAUGUGAUUUUCAAGGAAUUUUUAUAGGAAGCAAGUUUUAAAGCACUGGAUUUAGUCAAAGAGGGUAUAGAUGCUCCGUCAAUUAUUAAGUGCACAUUUUCAUGGUAGGUACAUACACAAACCGAAUGUGUUCCACAUGAACCCGUAAGCACACAAUGCUUCGGACGCAAUCGGGCGAAGGUGGAAAAUCCUAUCUUACAAUUCAGAUGUUGUAAUUUAAAAAUGUAAUAAAGUUCCUAAAGUUUUAAUUUCUUCAGAUAAUGAAUUUCCACUAAUUGUAUCGCUUUUUCCUUCCCUUGCUUGUUUGAGUUGGCGUGAACACCCAAAUAUCUUGGUUACUUUUCUUUCUUUCCAUGAAUCUCGUACAUGCUUAAUUAGUUCAUACUUUUCAAAUCUACUAAUCAGUGGAUCAUUGAAUUUAUUUUUUAGUUUUUCAAUAAAUUGCAAUAAAUCAGCGGAAGCAUUACCAUUAUUAGUAGAUUUAUCAUCCUUAGCAGAAGAGAAAUCUGAAUCAGAAUCGUUCUCAGGCUCAGAUUUAUUCUCAGAGUCAAAUUCGUUCUCAAUCUUAAAUUCUUCCGAAUUCUUUAAACCUGUAAAAGAUGUAGAAGAUUUAGGUUUAGAUUUGCGUUUACCAGUAACAUUAGGCCAACCUUCUUUCAAAAACUGUUUACGACAUUUGUCGCACAAAUACAAAUUGUAAGGUACGUUUUUUCCACAAAUGUUACUCCUGUUGAUUUUACGCACAUUCUUAUAUUUAUGGAAUUUAAAAUUAAAAGGUUUGUAGCAUUUAAUAAAAGGCAUAAUUAAAAAAAAAAACAAAUAAUAAGUAGUUAAAACAAAAAUUCUUACCGUAGAAAAAUCUCCCAAUGCGAUAAUUGCUAGAAAAUGUUAUUCUUUAUUAUGCAAGAUACUUAUAAUAUGCGAGAAUGAACUUGGUUAUGAGAAGGGAUACAACAAUGCCACCUAGUGGAAUUUUAGGGUACUUGAAUACUCCAAUUUACACUAGUUAGAUUUAUCAGUAUUGGAAAAUUUUACAGACUUCAUUUUCCAGUUAUGGACAUGAAAACUCUUUUAUUUCUUUUACAAAAUACUCAAUAAAAAUAAUUUUCUUCACAUUUAGUGAAGCAUGAAGGAAAUAUAUAAUAAUAGAAUGUAGUAGGGAUGCUAGGAGAGCAUUUGCUCGGAUUGAGAGUAAUGCGCUGAGUUGGUUUUUUAUUUGUAGCUCGUACAAAUAUUGCUGUCCCCAAAUUCCCUUUGGGGGGUAAAAAGGUGAUGAAAUAAGGAACAUUUUAAGAUAUUUUCGAAAAAAAUCGAAGGGGGCAUAAAAGGUUAAAAUUUCAAAAAAAAUUUUUUUUUUUCAUUUUUUGCUAUGAAAUAUUAAUUUUAAAAAUUUUUACGAUAUAUAGUCUUAAAGUUUGAGAAAUUCUGUACAAAAAAGUCAAACGGUGUAUUAAAAUCUGUCCAUUAGUUUUAAAGUUAUGGCGGUUCGAAAUUUUUGUUACAAAAAACUUUGGCCCCUUACAGUAUGGCAACCCCGCGUUACACAGAUCUAACACCAUAUGUUUUAUUUUAGGUUUUGCAUAUACUAUAAGAUAUAUCAUUGCCAAAAAAAAUAAAGAAUUUUUUUUCAAGUGGCUUUUUUUUUUCAGAGAAUGCCUCAUAUAUAAGUAUGCUUGAUUGUUCAAAGUAUAUUUAGUUCAUUAAGAAAUUACCUCGAAAAUGGAAUAAUUUGUGCACAUAGUCGAAGACCCUACAAAUUUAUGAUCACCACACAUUUUUUUUAAAGUGCCUAUCGCGUCAUUACAUUCGAAAAUGAAAAAAUUAACUACAUUAUUUGUUGUUGUGUGCGCCAACGUCAUUUAAUAACUUGGCUACUCGAAGCGGGCACUUGGAGCGGCUGCCAUUAACGAAGUACCUAUUUUGUUAUAAUGUACAUAGUUGCUAUUUAUAAAUAUUUUACAUACACAGUAAUUUGUUGUUAUUAUGUCCGCAUCAUCUUCCACCUUUAUUGUUGCUUGAAUUGAUCUGAGCAGCUAUAAAUAAAUAAUCUGCGCCAACGAGCCAACAGCCUCAUUGAGCUUAGCAUCGGCGAAGUGUUAAGUUCAAGACAAUAGUUUCAUUUAACAAAAUUUACAAUUUGUUGAAAGGGAGCUUCUAACAGAAAGGAUAAAAUGAAACUCUUUGUGGUGGCAUUCGCUGUGUGCCUGGCUUCCCUGGCCUUUGCUCAAUCUGUACCUGCUGAUGGCGUCGAGCCAUCCGCCGAGUAUUUGCCACCAGUCGGUGAUGAAUCGGCACCACUUGCCGAUGAUGGUUACCAUUAUAAGGCUGUGCGUCGUCAGAAGUACCGUCAUCGUCGCGAAGCUCCCUCAGAAGAAUACUUGCCGCCAGUAGCUGAACCCAGCGUAGAAUAUUUACCACCAGAGGGUGCUGAAACCCGUGUCGCUGAGGAUGGUUAUCGUUACAAGACUGUACGUCGCUUGAGAUUCCGUGCUCGCCACCGUCGUGAUGUCUCUGAAUUGACUUCACUGCCAUCUGGGGAAUACUUGCCUCCAGUUGAAGUUGAGUUGUCUCCUGAGUUGAAGACCGUUUUGGGUGAUGAUGGUUAUCGUUAUAAGGCAGUGCGUCGCUUGAAAUACCGUCGUAAUCGUCGUGAAGCGGAGGCUGCUGAAGAAGUUGCUGCCGCUGAAAGCGCUGAUGCUCCCAAUGGUGAAUACUUGCCCCCUUGUAAUGAUGUCGCUGAAGUACCAGAAGUGAAAAGCGCCGAGUUGGCUCAAGAUGGUUACCGUUAUAAAACUGUGCGUCGUCUGAAGUACCGACGCAAUCGUCGUGAAGCUGAGGCUGCCGAAGAGGUUGUCGCUGCCGAGAGUGCUGAUGCGCCCAAUGGUGAAUAUUUGCCACCAAGCAAUGAUGUUGCCGAAGUGCCGGAAGCGAAAAGUGCCGGACUGGCGCAAGAUGGCUACCGUUAUAAGACUGUGCGUCGCAUCAGAUACCGUCAUCGGCAAUAAACUUACGUGUUAUUAUUGACACAUUAAUAGACUCGACUAGAUAAAUGGAUUAUGAAUUUGGACGACUGGAGGUAUGGAAAACUCUUAUAUUUUAUACGAUAAAUUAAGUGUGAGUACGUUUUAUACGAUUUUGGUUUAAGUUUAAGUUUUUUACUGCAA